AUGAUGCAAUAUAGCAACAAUAGUGCAACAGCUAACGGCAGCACAGGCUCACAAGGUGCAUCAUCCGGUUUGGUUGGCACAACAGCUGCAAGCAACCUUCAAAUGGGCAUGAACUUGAGCAUGGGCAGCAUGGGAAGCAUGACAAGUGGCGGAGUUACUGGCUAUAACCUUGGCUCCAUUUCCACCGGCGUUAGCAUAGCCACCAGCGAUGCGGCAACCGAGAGUAUACCCGGAGAAACUAUCGAUGUUCUUGGUCCCGAACUGGCGGUCGCCACAUCACAGGUGCUCGAGAAUUUGUCGGAGAAUGAACGAAAAAUGAUAAUUGAGGUGCUCAACCGGGAUGAGUCUCAUCAACAACAGCUUGAACACAAAAACCACAAUAAUCUACACAACGACUCGAGUCGCCACUGCGCCCGCUGCACCACCGAACUGGGCCGCAUCACGAACCGCGGCGCCCCCUGCCGCGUGUGCAAACUGCGCGUGUGUAAAGCCUGUCGAGUCCAUCACGCAUUGGACUGGGUGUGCGUGGUGUGUCACAAGCAACUGGAGCUACAAGCGGCAAGCGGUGAGUGGAUUAAGGAAGCCUAUGCGUCCUGCGAAGCUGUCGAUCAUUUGAGCACCAGCGAUGUGCUGAGAAAGAGCAUACGACGCUCUUGGACUAUAUCAAAUCCCGAGGACGAUCCUAAUAAUCCGAACUCGCAACAACCCGUUGCAGACAAUUUGUAUCCACAGCAGAAGCAUUUGAUUGAGGCACAAUCGUCUGGCAGUUAUCCCACAUUGCAUCAGUAUCCGUUGCAUCAACAGUUGCAGCAACAGCAACAGCAACAGUUGCAUCAAACGCCUCCACAGACGCGUCAGACGCACAUCAUCAAUUAUAGUAGUGGCAGUGCCACGCCCAUAAGUGGCAGCAAGUGGCAUUUGGGGCGUCGUGUGUUGCGACAAUCCACAUUACCGAGCACGCUGAAUAACGAUCCGAAUUUGAGUGGCAGCGGUGCUAACUUGGCCAACUACAACUCGGCCAAUUUGACAGCGCCAACAUCUCCACAUCAGCUGCAGAAAAGUCCACUUUACCCGAGCGCCUACAACAGCGACGACAUAAUACAUAUGAACACGGCUCCGGAUUGCGACAAUUACACACAGAUACAGAUACAGCAGCCACAGCUGGAGACGCCAGCGACGCCGCCAACGCUCAGUCAUCGACUGCAGGUGCGACGUCAAUCGACGCUGCCGGCGAAUCCAUGUCAACCUCCACCUGGCAUCUACAUGUCCACCUCACCGAAUCGCAUCUACAGUCGCUCGCCGGAACGAUCGCCGGGUGAGCAACAACGUUAUCCUCCCUUCACGCGACAGACAUCGUUUCCCGAGCCUCCGACGAGCAAUUAUCAUCGCACCAAACUGUUGCCGAGCACCGUCAAUCUGCCAGUGCCAACCACACAGUCAUCGACGGCAGCUGCGCCGCCUUUGAACUAUGAAUCACAGGCGUCCAGCAUGGCCAGCGAUGAGAUGGACUACACACAACCGUUUGCCAAGCCGCGCAUGAUGCGUCAGGCCACGUUACCCAAUCCGGAUCAGCAUGUCAAGCUGUUGCCCACAUCGCCUCCAAAGCGACAGACUUCGCCACAGUUUCGACGAUCGCCGGAAUUUACGCGUCAACAGACGCUGCCCAAUCCGGAGGCAUUCAACAGCGGCAACACGUUGACCGUGCAUCAGACGCCACCUGGAAAAUUUAUGCCCAUCUCGCCGCGCACCAAGCAGAAUUUUCUAUUUCCCAGCGUACAGAAUCCACGACAGUUUCUCUCCCAGCAAAAUGUGCCCACGGUGGGUGCUGUGGAUAUGGGUAGCGGUGGCAGUGUUGCAAGUGGCGCCGGUGAGCAAUACUCCAGUAGUCAGAGUGUCAAUAUACAUCAUUCGCGGGAUCCGCACUCCAAGAUGAUCAAGGUGCGCAGUCACAGCAAUGAGGAGUACUCCAACAGCAAUAAGACGCAUGUGGAGAGUCGUCGUCUCUUGCCAGAGAUACCCACAGCACAGAGGUCGACAAGUCGUUCUCCCAGUCGACUUGUGAGGCAGGAUUGCCUCAAGGAGCAGGAUCACUGUUCGCGUACAUUUGGCGAGGCCAAGCAACAGUUCAAUCAGUUUCCCGAUGUCAGUGAGGAGCUGGAGAUUCAACCGGAAUAUGUGGAUUACUUUGGCAAUAGCGUUACCAGUUUCCUGGAGACGGAUGAGGUGCAGUAUGAGAAGAACUACAAUGCCGGAUUCAACAGCGAGCCACGCAUCAUCUACAACGAUGGCUCCGAUGAUCCUGGCUACAAGCCGCUCCCGCAAAGACCGAUCUACAGUGCCGAGAACGUCCUGACAACUGACAGCAAUUAUAUGACUUCCACUCAGCCUAGUUACUACCCUGACAUGGGCAGCACUGGCCAUAGCAUGCACAGUGGAGCUGCCCUACCGCGCACACCUCUCAUGCACAAUCGCAUGCGACGUCGCCAGUCGCGGGAGCUGCCAAUGCCACAGGAGGAUUACUCCCAGCUGGCCAAUGCCGAACCCGCUCCUGCUGCAGCGCCAAGUGUCUUGAACGUUGCCGACACCAAUGCGGAUCGUCGCAAGCCGGAGCAGAUGCGUUCCGUAUCGGAGGACUCGGGUGCCAAGACAACUCCCAAGCCGGUCACUCGACGUUCCUUCUCACAUCCCGAAAACGAAUCGACGCCACCAAAGAAAACGGAAACCUCGAAAAUCCCCAGUCCACGUCCGCUGGCCGAUAUAUUGGAUAAGACGCGCGGUGGCGCCUCAAAGUUGCCGCAAGUCCGACGACGCAACAGUCGCGGCGAGGAGGGUAGAGUACCACAGCAUCACUACUCCUUCCAUGAACUGCUUAAGCACCAGAACUCUGAUUUAUCCAAUCGCUUGAAAAAAACGCCCAUUCCCGUUAACACAGUCCCCGCAGGCAAGGAGAAUGAAACGGGUUCGGAGCCAACCAGCGACAAAUCCCCCAAGUCCUCCGACAAAGGCAGCGUUAACAAUGAAGCCAAUGACACAGGAGGCGACACAACGGGUGCCGCACACACCAGCACAUUGGGGGAACAGGAGCUACAGAAUGCAGUCGAGGCUGCCGCCGUUGUAUUCAAGAAGGUGGUGCUCCAGCGACGCAAGGAGAAGGAAAAGGCCGCCGAGGAAGCCUCGCAGGUGGCAGCUGCAACUUCCGGUGACAGCAACGUCGAUGUCAUGGAAACGUCGUCGUCAUCGGAGUUGGAAUUCAGGUGCAGCACAACAUCGGGUUACGGUCACUCGCAGUACAGUGUCGAAGCGGAUGAGUUCAAGUUGGUUUUUCUAAACUCGGACUCCUCGUCGUCAUGCAAAGAAGAGGAAGAGGAGGAGGAUGAAGAAGAUAACGGAAACGAUACAGAUACGGCAUCCAGUUCGUCAUGCUCGACACAUCAGUGCCACAGCAUUGUAAGUAACGUGGAGGACUGUGACUGGGAUUACUUUGAGCCUUCGAUGAUUGCUGCAACGACAACAACAACCACAACCAUGAUUGCCAUGACACCAACGCCUCCGCCCCGCUUCCGUCGCAGAUCCAGCGACAGCGACUCUCCCUUGUUGCAACGUCGCCAGCAGCUGCGCAGCUACUGCUCCAAGAUACGCGAAAGCGACACGGGCACCGAUGAGGAGCUGCACAUGCAAGCGGAGAGCAGCUCCCAGACCAGCUCCGAUCAGAACCACACACCGCCCAACUGUGCACCAACUGUGCCCCUCAGCAUGAAGGCGCGCAUCAAGACGCGCUUCCUGAAGAGUCACCACCACUACCAGCAUCAUCAUCACCACCACACGCCCAGUCGCUGCAACUGCAACAGUGCAACUGCAACGGCGGCAGCUCAACCACAAUACGUGCCCAUUCCCGUGCCCGUGCCUAUUCCCGUGCCCCUUGCCGCCUAUCACCACUGGCAGCUGGAGCAUCCGGGAGCGCCGCUGCUCGAGCAGGACGAGCACUUGGCCGCCUCGUUGCAACAAUUGUGGCAGGCGGCAGCUGCUGCAUCGGGUACGCCCAAUUCGCCGCAGCAACAACAACAGGCAGCUGCUGCAGCGGCCGCGGCAGCAGCAAUGGUCGCCUAUUCACAGCAAUUCGCCGCGGCAAGCAACAUGUUCGACGCCACACCGCCGGCAACAACCAAAAGCUAUCAGCAACUGCCAACCACAACAACAAGAACUGGUCGCUUAGGCAGUUUUGGUGUUGGCGGCUUUAAGUCCUCGGCACCGGAGCUAAGCGCCUCGUUGGGCUCACUGAUGACGCAGUCGCUGUGCUCCACUGCCUCCAUGUCUUCAUCAACAACGUCCGGCUACAACACAGCGGGUCGCAGCCUGGAAACAUUAGCCGGCUGUCUGUGUCUCGCACAACAGCAGCAGCAACAACAGCAACAACAACAGCAGCAGCAACAACAACUGGCCAGUCAAAUGGCUGGCAAUGCUUUCAAGCCAGCUCCAACAAGUUUAGGUUUAGUAGCGUCGCGCACGCCGUCGUGUGAGCAACAACAAACGCGUCACUCCGUCGCUGUCGAUGUUGACGUCGCUGCUGACGUCGCCGCAACGCCCACAACAACACCGAGAUUGUGUAAUGCGAAUGAUAAAAGCAACUGCGACGACGACGACAACAACGGCAACAACAGCAACGACAGCGAUAAAUUUAGCGCACAUGUUGCUGCGGUGACUGAUAAAAGCGAGGCAGCAACAUUGACAGCACAGCUGCCAAAUAAAUGCCAAAAACUAUGCGAAACUGUGCAAAACAUAAGACAACUAGCAACAACAACAGCAGCAGCAACAACAACAACAGCAACAGCAACAACUGUGGCUGGCAGACAAACGCAAACAGAAAAUACAGAAACAGAAACAGAAAGACAAACCUACCUGGCGAGUAACGACAACCACAACAACAACAACAAAGCCGACGACGAAGCAGUGGAAACAGCAAACGAAACAAAUAUACAUAAAAAUCAAGUACCAGCAACAAGAGCAACAGCAACAACCACAACAACAACAACAGCGACUGCUCCUGCGGUAAUAACUCGUUUCCAAGUUGCAGUCGAAAAUGUUGAGAUUGUUGCCGCCGUUGCGCCUAGAGAGCAACUACAACAGCAGCAGCAGCCGCAGCAGCAACAACAGCAAUCGAGGCAACAACAUUGCCAGCUAGAGUCGAAGAAUUUUAGUAGCUCCUGCAAUAAAGCAACAGCCAUGUCGGAAAGUGAUGCAGCUGAAGCUGUUGCAUUUGGUUAUUUGCUAAGCGAAAGCUGCGCGGCCAACAACAACAGCAGCAACAACAGCAGCAACAGCAACAGCAAUAGCAACAGCAGCAACAACAACAGUGAAGAUGAACGUGGCCCACGCAAGUUGGUACAACGCAGCUAUGAUGUUGCACUCGCCAUGCAAGCUCAAGUGGAGCACGAGCAGCAACAAUCGGCGGAGGUGGCACAGGCAGCGGCAGAGCAGGAAGCAUUGGAGAUGGCACCAGCAAUUGCCAUGCAAAUGGUGCACCACAGCACCACCGACGGCAGCAGCAGCAGUAGCAGCAGCAGUGAUUCCAGCAGCAACAGCAGCUCCAGCUCCGAAUCUUGUGACUCUGAUGAUACGGGAACUGUGGCAGAUCGACGCCCCAAGCGUAGACGCUUUAACAAGGUGUUUAUUGUGAAUCGUCAGGUGGGACAGGCGGCCAGGGUGAGACGCAGUUCAUCCACCGAAGGUGAUUCAUUGUCAUCGUCGGAUGCCAAUCUCGAAGAUUCUUCGGAUAACGAUACAGAUACCGAGCGCACCGAUUGCGGCAUUGUAUUAAACUAUGUGAAGGCAUUGGGAGAAGAAGAAGAAGAAGAAGAAGAAGAGAUAAAACAGCAACAACAAUUGGCACGUGAUGACAACGACCGCGACAACGAGAACGAAGAUGAAGCUGAUGAUUAUGAUGAUGAUAAUGCUGCUGAUGAAAGUGAACGCCGCGUUGCCAACUCAAGCGAUGAGCUUGCCAACUGCAUUGUAGUUGUAGGCGGCUGCACGGACGAUGAUGCCAAUGUUGUGCUGCAUGGCAUGCGUGCGUUGCCAGAUCUUGUUGAUCAGGUGGAGCCGGAGGAGCAGCAGCAAUUAGAGCGCUGCAUUGAACAGCAGCCAUCAACAUCAUAUUCUUCUUCUUCAUCAUUGGAAUUGAGCUCUGUCCUGGCUGCUUGCGAUGAAUUGCAUAGCAUUUCCAACGAUGUGAAUCGUUUGUUGGCGCUGCACAAGCAAAAUUCACAAUUGGAGCUUAAAUUGCAGCGACUGCGACGCGGCGUUGCUGAAAUCAAUGAGGAUCAUCUGCUGCCGCUGCCGGGUGGCACUGCUGCGGCUGCCACCCAGGCAGAGAAGCCAACCGACUGCAGCAGUGACCAGGGGUGGACAGCUGCAAAUGCAGCUGCACUUCCAGUUCCAGCAGGUAAUGCACAGGAGGCAACCCUCGUGCUAUCCGGUUGCCAUUUCCAAGCCCAUUCCAAGAAAAGCGUUAAUGUAAAUUCUAAUGACGAAAGCGAAGCAGCGGGUAAACAUGUAAACGCAGAAGAAGCAGAGAAAGAGGCAGAAGCAGCGACAGCGGCAGAGACUCUUGGAUUUUCAAGCGAGCAGCGGCCGCAGGUAAAAGCAAACAACGAUAAUAAAGUGGCAGUCAUGCAAACAACAGCCACAAGAACAACAACAGCGACCGAAACUAACAGAGAAGAGCGAACAGCUGUGCAAACUCAAGCAGCAGAGAAGUGGGAGGAGGAGAAGGGAGUUGCGACGGGCAGCGAAGCAUGCAAAAUAAACGACGAUUUGUUGGACUUCAGCUACUCGUCGCACUCUCACUCUCUCACACGAGCGAGUAAAGCACCUGAACGACAGCAACAACAACUGCAGCAGGUAGCUGUAAACACAACGAGAGCGACAGAUGCUGAGCAAAAGAGCGCAUUGUGUGCGCUCUCGCAGUUGCGCUCUCAGCUACCUGUUGCUAUUGCUGUUGCUAAAGCCGAUUGCGCAGCCGAAGUGAAGUCGCGGUCGGCAUUGGUAUGGGAAACGGCAGCGGAGUCAGUCGAAAAUGAAAUGUUAAACGUUGCGGUUGAAGAGACAAACGCGCGCGUAAAGUUGUACACUAACAACAACAACAGUAACACUAAUAAUAAUAAUAAUAGCUGUAGUAGUAACAGCAACAACGUUGGCCAUAAUGACGGCGAUUUCGCAGCACAAAAGACAAAAAGCAACAACAGCAGCGGGAGCGGCAAUGUAUUUGUUGUUGGCCAACAAAGUAGCAGCAGCAACAACAACAACAACACUAAAAACAACAGUAACUGUGACGUAGUGAAUGUUGAUGUGAAUGUGAAUGUGAAUGAAGCAUCGACGUCGUCGCGUGUGUUUGAAAGUUGUGAAAACGAAUACGACAAAAUAUUUGGCAGUCACCAAGAACUGCAAAGCAGCAAAGAUACGACAACAGCAACAACAACAUCUAUGGCAGCAGAAACUACUAUAACAACAACAACAUCAAUUGCAGCCAAGAAUUCACUUUCAGCCAAAUAUCGCAGUUUAGUGAUGAUUACUAAAGACAACGAAAGCCCAACAGCAACAACAACAACGAGUAACGAUAACGAUUAUGAAAUGCCAGCAACGAUUGGCAAAAACACAAACAACUAUGGCCAGAACUUUGGCAAUGAGUCACUCGCCAUCGAUUUGCGAAUGGGACAUGGCCAAGAGCUGAUUACAGUGACGCCAACACCAAGUGAACGUGAGAUGUCGCGUGAUUCCUACAGUGUGGAUUCCCUCAAUGAAACUAACUCCAAUCCGAAGAUGAGUCUGGAUGAUGGCUUGGCCGAUGAUGAUUCCUGGGUGGAGGAGUUGAGUCAACGUGGCGACAUCGAUGAUGACGAUGAUAAUUUAAGCAAUGCCACAACAACACCCACAGCCACAGACUCGGAGGAUGCGGAGGGAGAUGGAGAAUUGGGUGGCAGGAUCAUGUACUUGGAUCGAGAGGAGGAACUGCGUGGCUAUAAUCGUUCAGCAAUUGAUUUUACACUGCACACAAUUGUCGAGGAGAGCUGUGAGGAGAGCGAAGUGGCUUCCAUGAGAGCGGACAACGAAAUGGAGCACGAGGAGGAGGACGAUUUGGCCGAAAGGAGACGUCAACGCACACUGCAACAUCACCAUCGACUCAGUGCCUCCGAGCUGGAAAAGUAUUUCUUCUUUGGCCUGGGCGAUGGCAAAGUGAUGAGCUCCAUUGACACACGUGGCGAUGACACUGCCUCCGAGGUGAGUUCCGAGUGCUCCGAGAGUGUCGACUCGCUGCCACAUGAGGAUCAGCUCUUGGAUGGCGGUCACUCGGCUGCAGAUUUGGCCUCAUCUCGACUGGAAAAGUAUUUCUUGUCGGGAUUCAUGGGUUUCAGUGGCGGCGAGAAGCAAGUGGACAGCGAUGAGAGCGGCGGCAGCGUGGGCAGCGACAGCGAAGGUCAUCCCAGUCCAAGUCAGCGACGCAAGCGUCUGGUCAGAGCACGAGGCACGCCACGUAGUCACAACUCGUCCUUGGAUAACCUGCUCUUGCCUGAGGCGGAUGCCCUGGACUCUACCACGACGGCAGUUGCAGCAGCGGAGGAUACUUCGGAGUCGGAGGCCGGUUGUGAUGAUACCGUCAUCCAGGUGAUCACGUCCGCAGAUCGUGCCUCCGACGGCAGCUCUUCGGAUACAAUCAAGCGUAAGAAGCAACUGAGGAAGCGUCACGACUCCCUCGAUGAGAAGAAGCUGCACGAGGUGGCAGAUGUGGCAACAAGUGGUGUGGCAGCCACAGAGUCGGCGCAAGCCAAGAAGCAGCAACAUCACAGCCGGGACAGCGGUUUUGUGGGAAGCAACGAUGAUCUUUUAAAAUCCCCCGACUGUGAGCCAAGCAAAUCUCCAACGCCAGCUCUUGGCCAGAUCAGUGAAGAUCGCGAACCAUUGGCAACAACUUCAGCUCUCAGUUUGCCCAAAUUGGAGCUGCCCAGCACGAGUGGAGGAGAAGCUGCCUCGGCACGUCGUUUGGCCAUGACAGUGACGUCACCGAAUGUCACCACCAGUUCAAAUCUGGUGCGCAAGGAUAGCUUCAACAAUUGGAGCUCCGACGAGGAGACAAAUCUGAUGAUGAGCAAAAUGCGUCAGUUCUUCAAGACGUUGAUUGUGGCCACAGCGAAUGCCCAACAGAGCCAGAGUCAGACAGCGAAUCCCGGCCAGAAUCAGAGUCAGAAUAGUGCUGGAAGCACGCCCAGUUCGGUGAGGCGAUUAGCCUGCAAAGCGGGCAAAUCUCGUCCAGCUCAGUUGGCCUACUUUGAGAAUGAGUUGACACGCUUGAUGAAAACCGUACCGGGUAUUAAUGAUGACCAGGUGCGCGAGAUUGUGGAGUAUUUGAGUAGCGAGGACACCUGGUCGGAUUCAUACGAUUCCUCGGACUACACCAGCUCCGAUCUGGAGGGUUCUGAGCACAAGGGACAACUGAAGGCACAAAUCUCCGCCAGCUGCCAGCAGAUCAUUAACAAGUUCGAGGUGGAUGAGGAGGGAGUGCGUGGAGACGGUGGACUGUUGGAUGAGGCACAUGCACUGAAUGGAGAUACGGCAUUUGUCUACCAGAAAUUGGUGGCAUCCUUCAGCAAGGUGGCUGUGGGAGAGUCAGCCGAGGGAGAGGUGCAAGUUCCAGCGGUGCAGCCAGAUGAGGAUCGCAUUUCCACGGGCAGCACGGAGCAGCAACGUUCGCCGCAGUUGUUUGCCAAGGUCAUGCAACAUAUUGGGACACGUUUGGUGGCAUUGAUGCACGAGGUGAGCAGCGGCAACGAGACGCCAACGGCGACGCCGACGUCAACGCGCCACAUGAAUCGCCGAGUGCAGGCGAAGAUCUCGGCGACAACAACGGAGGAUGAGGAGGAUGAGGUGGAGCAGCAGCUGCAGUUAAAGGCGUUGCCAUUGAAGCAACUCAAAUUGCGAAGUCGUUCGCAUGAUUUACUCUUGGAUGGCUCAACGCCACACACACAACUGCACAGUGGCCAGUUGCAUGCCACAAGCGUGGGACAACAACAUGCAACGGGUACAGCAACCAUUGGAGCAACUGCAGCCGCAACAGGUGGCGACAAUCAGGGAGAGGAAUGCGGCAUGGCAAGCGAUUAUGAACGCUUCUCGUGGCGCGGCAGUUUUGAGUCGGCAUUACUGGCUAAUGGCGAUUCCAGAACGAGACUCAGCCAGCUGAGUCAACUGGACAGGGACAACUCCUCGUCUGCGUCCGCUUUGGCUGUGGCAAAGCGUCGAUCGGCAGGCGACUUGUUGUUCAGUCAGCAUCAGCAGAGUCUCAGCCGCGAGCAGUUGGAUCGCGUUCGCUCCUGUGGCAGCAUCGGCGGCGGCGAUGUCCAUCAUCAUCAGUUGGAGGCAUCACCCGCCAAGCCUUGGCUCUCAUCCGCCAGCUCCUGCGCGGAUUCCGCCAAGGAUGUGCGUCGCUCCAGCGUUCCCGAUGCCAUCUACGAAACGGAUUCCAGCGACGAAGGCGCCUCCUCGCAGUUCAAUGUCAAUCGCGCCAGCGCCACGUUGCCACGCAGUCUGACGGGCAGCGGUCAAGUGGCAAGCACCAAUUCCCUGCCACGUCUGCCCACCACCAGUUCGGUGGCCAGUGCAGGCGCCUCCUUUACCAGCACUCCAAUUACCAAGUCACAGAGUGCCCUCAAUUACACGCCCACCUCCUCCUCGGGCAGCCAGAGCGCCAAGAGCGCACGUUAUCGUUCCCCCGGCUUGGCGGCACGUGCAGCUGCCGUCAGUGGCAACAACAGUGGCAGCGGGCUGACAGUUGCAGGUGCAAGCAACUCCACUUGCAGCGGUGGCAAGAAACUCGGCGGUGGUUUGCAGCAAUUCCUCUACUCCAAGAGAGAUGCACGCAAACGUUUAAAUAUGUCAGCGGAGGAAGCCAAGGCCGCUGCCGAGGAACUCAGCCAGUCGCCAGUGAUUGGACAACGUCAUCCGGAUGCCGCCUCCAGUCCCAUUCAGUCGCGGGCCUCCAGCGAAGCGUGGCCAGCGCAGUCGGACGAGGACAUCGAUCGACUGGUGGCCAUGCAUCAAAAUCGCAGCAGUCUUAGCUCUUUGGGGGUUCGCUCGGAGUCCAUGGCCAGCGUUUAUUCAGGCGCCGGCGAAGGUCGCUAUGGCACCGUUGUGGUCAAAGGUCAAGUGGAGUUUGGCAUGCAAUACAACUAUAAAUUGGGUGCACUGGAAAUACACGUGGUGCGUUGCAAGGAUCUGGCUGCUGUGGACGCCAAACGCAAUCGCAGCGAUCCCUAUGUGAAGGUUUAUUUGCUACCUGACAAAUCCAAGGCUGGCAAGCGUAAAACCAAAGUCAAGAAGCACACACUUAAUCCAAUCUUUGAUGAAACUCUGCGCUUCCACACGUCCAUUGCCAGCUUGGAGUCGCGCACCUUGUGGCUAACAGUGUGGCACUCGGAUAUGUUUGGCCGAAACGAUUUUCUAGGCGAGGUCAGCGUUAAUCUUCAGGGUCGUCUCUUUGACAAUCCCCAAUCGCAGUGGUAUCUGCUCCAGGAACGCAGCGAACCAUUUGACGAUGUGGCCAGCUACCGUGGUGACAUUGUUGUGGGACUUAAAUACAUUCCGCCAGAGAAUCUGAAGUCAUCGAUCUUCUCACGUGGCUCCAGCUUGACCGGCAGCUCUUCCAAUCUGCGUAAAUUUGGCGGCAGCAUCAAAUCGGUGGCAACCAAGUCAGAUCGCAGCGCCAAGGGUGGCCAAUUGCAUGUCCUGGUCAAGGAGGCCAAGCACUUGAGUCCCAUCAAGACCAACGGCUCCUGUGAUGCCUUCUGCAAGAGCUACCUGCUGCCUGAUCGCACGCGCAGUUCCAAACAGAAGACGCCUGUGGUGAAGCGCACAUUGCAUCCCACUUGGAACUACACAUUUGUCUACGAAGAUGUCUCUCUGGAGGAUUUGUCGGAGCGCGCUCUGGAGCUAACAGUCUGGGAUCAUGAUCGUUUGGCCAGCAAUGAAUUUGUGGGUGGCAUACGGUUCUCACUCGGCACAGGUCGCAGCUUUGGCAGGCAGGUGGAAUGGAUGGACGCCACCGGCAAGGAGCUGUCGCUCUGGCAGAAUAUGCUGGAUCGUCCCAACUUUUGGGUGGAGGGCAGUCUCGUUCUUCGCUCCAGCCUCGAUGGCAUACGCGCCAAUUUGCCAUAGGCACAGCCAGCGUCACAAAUUGCAUUGUAGUAAUUUAUUACGUAGCUACACUUUUAGCUUAUAUAUAUAUGUAUGUUUAUAUGCAUGUAUAUAUAGUAUAUUUAUAUAUACAUAUACUUAUUCAUAUAAUGUUGCAGUUAGACACACUUAUUGUAUUGUAUUGUAUUGUGUUAUACUGUAUUAAUUAUAAACUAUGUAGUUGUUACAUCAUAGAAUUGAAUGACAAGCAUUACUAAGAACUUAAGAAUGAAUAGAAAUCUAAAUAAGAUUGGAUUCGACUUGAUUGCACCGCACUCAAGAUUCGAUAUACAAAUAUUAAGCACGCAAUUUAGAACGAUCUAGAUUCUAGAAAGAUUUUGAAUACUCGAAUAUGUAUGGCAAUCGAAUGACCAGAAAUCAGCAUUAAUAUAGCAUUGGCAUUCGUGAUGACACUGCAAAUAAUUAUUGUAUUGUAGUCUAAGCAGCACAAUGUUCAAAUACGAUAAACAAAAAAAAAAAAAGACAAAUAUAAAAAAAACAAGAAAACAGCGUUAUCAAAUUAUUGUACUAUUUUUAAGUGAACAACAACAAAAAUUGUAAAGCAAAUAAAUAUAUGAAUUGCUCAUCUAAAUAACGACGACGACAAAACAACAAAAAAUAGCCCAUACACAGGCUAUAUCUAGACACUUAAGAUCCCAUUGUGUGUGUAUUUUUUCAAAAAAAGAAAACUUUGCAAUUUUGCAUACUGUAUGCAUUAAACUAUGAUAAUAACUAAACCGACAUAAACUAAGCUAUAGAAUAAAUAAUGUGUAUUAUUAACUAUCAAUAAUAAUCGAUAAAUACAAAUAACAAUUUUGUAAAUGCAACUUUUACGUUUUGUUUUCCUCUUUAUUAUUUUCCCCCUAAUACCACGAUUUCUAGCACUUAAGCAAACGGCAUUCUAGACUUUAUACAUACUCAUUACAUAUUCGAUAUAUAAACUAUAUCAAUCCAGACUUCAAGCAUAUCGCAAUCACUGUGCAAAUAAGAACAAAUAAACUCAGCUAGGCUUCAUUAUGGGUAUUACCUGUUUAAAUACUAUUUCAUACUCUUGUGACCCACCAGAACUCAAUAAUAGCCAAAAA
Drosophila innubila is the source of this 13301-nucleotide messenger RNA. RefSeq lists its product as uncharacterized. The transcript is spliced from 14 exons. The record is from RefSeq and is a predicted model, not a curated record. Gene Ontology annotation, cellular component: plasma membrane; exocytic vesicle. Lineage: Eukaryota; Metazoa; Arthropoda; Insecta; Diptera; Drosophilidae. Gene Ontology annotation, molecular function: neurexin family protein binding. Gene Ontology annotation, biological process: exocytosis. Bases 1 to 12198 code for a protein of 4065 amino acids.